Messenger RNA from Ruditapes philippinarum (Manila clam), 1173 nucleotides. RefSeq lists its product as uncharacterized. Bases 1 to 1173 code for a protein of 390 amino acids. The record is from RefSeq and is a predicted model, not a curated record. NCBI's taxonomy places the organism in Eukaryota, Metazoa, Mollusca, Bivalvia, Venerida, Veneridae. The transcript has a single exon.
AUGGAAACCAGAAUAUUAAAGGAAGCUGACACAAUUGUAAAAGAAGCAAAGGGUAAACAGGAAACCAUAAAAGCUGCUUCUUUAGAGAUAACUGAAGAACUUGAAUGUUCACAUUCAUUGUUAAGAUCAUUAAAAGAACAGAACAAGCAAACUAAGCUUUUUAUCGAGAUUAAAAACGUCAGAAAAAGUCUGCCAAUACUGACAGAUAAGGAAAAGAACGUAUUGCGUGCAAAUACAACAAACAAAUAUAUUCAAUUUACCCGCAACACAAGCAUUAUAGAUUUUCUUAAGACUGAUAAUAAUUAUGGAACAUUGUCAACAUUUGUACAGCCGUGCCCAGAUAGUGUAGUAGAUUUACAAUAUAUAGAUACAAUAGACAUGAAACAGACAUCAGAAAAUGAAAAAUGUAACAUUACUGGAAUAAUAAUGAUUGCUCCUACGAAAAUGGUUGUUUCUGAAAGCAGUAACAGAAAUAUAAAACUGAUCGACGUUGAGAAAAAUGUAGUUGUAACAGAGGUAAAGAUGUGUUCACGUCCGUUGGAUGUUAUAACUCUUCCAGAAAAAAAACUUGCUGUAACUUUGGCCGAUGAAAUGUUUCUUCAGAUAUUGUCUUAUUCUGACGCGAAACUUUCAUUAGAUCAACGUAUAGAUGUAGGAGAAAAGUGCGCUGGUGUUGCUUAUGGCCAGAAUAAAUUGGUUAUCUCUAGUCGGGCUUCAAAGAAAAUAAUCAUAAUGAAUCUUAAAGGAGAAAUUCUCAAUGUUCUUGGUUCUCUUGCUAUAUUCUAUGGGCCUAUUAGAGUUUUGAUAGGCAAGGAUGAAACGUUUAUAUAUGUAUCGGAUACAGAUUGGAGUCAAAGUAGUAAGGUUUUGAAAAUGGAUUGGAAAGGAAAUGUUAAAAGCGUUUUUGAAGACCAAAGUCACAAAUUUCCGUACGGUCAACAACAAUUAGAAGAUAAGACUAUACUGGUAUGUUACAGUGAAAGUAACACUAUUCUGAGACUGUCAAGCAGCUUAAAGAAAUGUGAUAUUAUUGGGCUAGAGAAAGCAAAUAUUUAUUUUCCAAAAGCUGUAACAUACUGCGACAGAGAACAAAAACUGUGCGUAAGUUGUUCAUCAGAGAAAGAUGACUGGCGGGCUGAUAUUGUGAAAGUGUUCCAUGUUAAAUGGAAAUAA